AUGCGCAUUUUUAUGAAGAUUUUUCUCAUCCCAUUUAUUCAGCUGCUAGUUUUCGAUAAUGCGUCAGCAAAAGUCUACCAUCGAUUGUUUGAGGAUUUGUUGGGGAAAUACAAUCGCUUGGUUCGGCCGGUUCGACACGACAAUGACACGACGCGGAUCCAGUUCAAGUUCAAGCUCUCGCAGAUUCGGGAUGUGUUUGAAAAGCACCAGAUUGCUACCACGCACGGAUGGCUGAUCCAUAAAUGGCAAGACGAGCGUCUUUCUUGGCAUCCUACAGACUACGGUGGCAUCGAAGCCUUCUCAGUGCCUGGAGAGCUCAUCUGGCUGCCCGAUAUCAUUUUGUACAACACCGCUCACGGCUCUCCAUCAAUCCAUUCGAUCACCAAGGCUAAAUUGCAUGCAAAUGGACUUGUGAUCUGGGAGCCACCAGUUGUGUACAAUUCAAUGUGCAAAAUCGAUGUUCAAUGGUUUCCCUACGACGAGCAGGAGUGUGAAUUGAAAUUCGGUAGUUGGACCUACACAGGCACUCAGCUGGAUCUGUUGCAUUUUACUGGCGAUCAAGUAGAGGAGCAUGAGGAGAACGGCGAGAAACAAUCAAGUGUCCCGCUUGGAGUGGAUUUAUCUCAAUUUCAGGAAUCAGUAGAAUGGGAACUACUGGCAGCAAAAUCGACCCGCCACGAGAGAUGGUACUCAUGCUGCAAUUAUUCAUCCAUCGACAUAACCUACUAUCUCAAAAUUCGUCGAAAGAAACUCUUCUAUACAAUCAAUUUGAUUUUCCCGUGUGUCUCGAUUGCUGCCUUGACGUCGUGGGUUUUCUAUCUCCCGUGCGAGAGCAAGCAGAAGAUUCAACUUUGUGUUUCUGUCCUCGUCGCUUUGAUUAUCUUCUUUCUGCUAUUGAUUGAUCUAAUCCCACCGAUGAGUGUCAGCAUUCCAUUGAUCGGGAAAUAUCUCAUUUUUACGAUGACUAUGGUUUCGCUUUCAGUUUGUGCUACUGUAUUUGUUGAGAACAUGCAUUGGAGGGGUGGUGAGUCGGGGAUGAGCGAAUGGGUGAGGAAGCUGUUCAUUGAGAGGCUAGGAACAAGGCUACUCAUUUCGAGAAGAACCGCUCAAAGCCCACUCUAUCGAAAGAUUCAACAGCAAAAGAAAAUCGACACCAUCAACGCGUUGCACAUCCUUGAACGACAGUUUAACAAGACUCUUUUUGAGAUCGAGAUGAAAACACAGGAAUCCGAGCCAACGAAUGAGCAUAUCAGUGGACAUGCAGCGAUUUUCCUACAACUACCAAUGGUUGGUCGGAGUUUGUCGGUGAAAACGAUCAAAAAGGAAAACACAAAUGGAAAUGAGAAAAAGCAGCAAAUUCGGCGACAAUUCAGCAUUGAUAAGCACUCGACAAAGGAUCAAGAUCCAGCUAUGGAGCGCCGUCGAUCGACUCAAUUUUGCAAUCGAAGAGAUAUUUUACGUAAAGCCGAGCGAAACAUCAACUACAUUGCUCAAAAUUUGACAGAAAUGCGUAAAGCUGAUGAGAGAAUACGGAUACGUCAAAUUGCUGUCAUGCACAGGAAAGUGGCUAUUUGCAAGGAGAUUUUCGAG
Messenger RNA from Mesorhabditis belari, 1590 nucleotides. The record is from the annotation of a GenBank genome assembly. Lineage: Eukaryota; Metazoa; Nematoda; Chromadorea; Rhabditida; Rhabditidae.